Messenger RNA from Daldinia decipiens, 2560 nucleotides. RefSeq lists its product as uncharacterized. The record is from RefSeq and is a predicted model, not a curated record. Gene Ontology annotation, molecular function: protein binding. NCBI's taxonomy places the organism in Eukaryota, Fungi, Ascomycota, Sordariomycetes, Xylariales, Hypoxylaceae. Bases 273 to 2213 code for a protein of 646 amino acids. The transcript has 7 exons.
GCUUCACUUAUCUAAACCGCGUCUAUUGACUUCCGUCUAUUUUCCAUCGGCGUCGCAACAUUUCCCUUAAACCUAAACAGUCUUUUACUUUCACACAUGCUUCUUUCUUGGCGCCUAGUGCAAAUGCGCCACAUAAUCGGCAGCUUUUACCUAAUAAAACGUUGAAUUUGACGAUGCGCCGAUUCCCCUUGCACUUCUAAUCGGUAUUUCGUUCUGUAUCGACGAAACCCAUUUCCGCGACACAGUUUGAUAAACUUCAACUUCCCUUUAAAAUGGGAAGUUCUGAGGGCUCUGCGCCAGCCCGAGAGGCAGCGGGCUCCUCCGUCCUUAAGAAGGGGUUGGAACUGUAUGCGCAGGAGGACUACGAAGCUGCAGCGAAACUAUUCCAGAAGGCUAUAAGCUCUUGCAGCUGUCAAAUCCAUGGCGGGAUGCUAUUAGACUCCAACGAAGAUAUCUUGACGGGCAUUGAAAACAACCAAUUAAAGGAAGUCCUUUCAACCCUGACGCCCCGUUCCAAACGUUGUGAUAAGCAAGUUCAUAUUCGCGCCCUUGACUCGCUUAUCGCUACAUACGAGAUGUUGUUCAAGUUAGACAAGUGUCUUAACCUCGCCGUGGGUAUGGUUAACCUCGCCCCGAGGGAACCCAAGGUCUAUCUGCGUCUUGGUAAAAUACUUCGCCUGAAAAGCAAGCAAACCCUUGCGUACCACAUGUAUAGGCAAGGCAUUGAACUUGUGGAGAGAAAGAACCCUGAUCAUUCUUUGUUGCCUAAGUUGCGAGCUCAGAGAGAUAGGGUAGCUACUUUAGCCGCGUUUGAUCCUAUCACGAAGUUUCCUAUCGAGCUUGUUCGUAUGACAUUUGAGUUUCUUGACUUCAAGACCUUAUGUCGUUGUUUGAGAGUUUCUAAGGCUUGGAACAAUAUCUUGACCAAAUCAAACACUCUUAGAGACUUGUGGCAUGUCCAGACAUACAAGCUCACCCAACGAACUCAUCCUGGCAUUCGAAGAAUGCUACCUACCUUCAAAGCAUACAACAAAUACGGCAAGAAUGCUCUUAGAGAGUUGUCUAUCGAUGGCCUGUCCCACUUCUUGCAAUGGUGUAAGUUUUCACAAGUUAUGGAAAUCUCUCAGCAACUCAAGGUACUUAAACUCCGAGAGCCGCGAGGUUCUUUUGAAUUGGAAUCAUUGCCCCCAAAAUUACGGCUCCCACAGCUCAUUAACCUCUCCUUGGGUUACGGAGUACGGCCACGACCUCAAGUUUUAGAGCAACUGAUAACUGCAUGCGGGAGCUCGCUGGAAGAGCUCUCCGUCUUCGAACUUCCGCACUGUGCCAGAGUGGCAUCUGAUCAGGUGCCAUGGUAUCCUGGUUGGGUAAAACUUGAAAAGCUGAAAGUUGUUCGACUCGCAUAUCCGAAUUACGAAUUGCGUGUAGACCCUGUCCCCAACUUGCGUGGCAUCAUAGAGUUGGCUCCUAACGUGGAAGAGGCCUGGAUCGACAAUCUCACGUACUCGUCUAAGCUGCUAAUGGCCAAAUGGCCAAAACUGCAAAACAUAUUUAUUGGAAAUUGUGCUCGUUUGUGUACUGGCGUUGGUGAAGGUGACGUGGAAGGUGGUUACAACGAACAUAUGCGUGAGCUACAUUUCGAGGGCCGGUCUGUUCAGUCACGCUUCAUCCUUCCCCAGCUUCGUCGACUUGAGAGAUUGUCGAUACUACUACACACACCCCUCACUACCUCUGAAUUCGAAACAAUUGUUCGACCUAGCAUAGAAUCGGGUACUCUGCGAGAGCUUGACAUCCGACCAUUCCCCGUGCACAUGCUAUUCGGAAGCCUCUUCAAAAUUGUGAUUCCGGACUGGUUUAGAAGCGAAAGUCUCACAUACCUCAGCAUUACAGGACUAACCGUGGAAAAUCUUUGCCAGUACAAGCAGUGCGACGAGGGGCUACUCACGCUUGUCAGUCGCUUUCCUAAUCUGCGCAGUAUUGAUAUCUCUAAUGAGCAGUUUUCGGAUGCUUUACUCGCAAAGUUCAUCCAACGCGGGGUUAAGAUAAUAUACCAUCGAGCGAAGCAGUCGAAGGCGGACCUUCAGGAGUGGGCUGCUACUCAUUAUAAUGCUCAGGUUAUCAGUAGGCCGCCGCCUCACCUGCCGUCGAUGCACCCUGAUCGACAACGCUUCUUCAACGAUCAUUUACAAUUCUCAAACACCGAGCUACCGUAGUGUCCGAUUUUACGUUCGGUAGAAAUAUGGUUCAUUUUAGUUGAGGGUAUGAAAAGGGAAGUAUAGGGCAUGCGUGCGUGAUCUAUUCGGUAGAAUCGCGAACGAACACUUGCACAGGAGGGUCAUGUUUUUGACGGCGUCGACAUAGAGUAUGUCACGGAAUACCCACAGUAUUGGCAUGGGCUAGGAUAGCCUCUUUGCAUUAUUUCUGCUCUGUUUAAUAGCACGCUUCAGAUACCCGCUUCUUGCGAAGAGUUCAUCCAUGCAUGACCAGUUACGAUUUGCAGUUGUGCUCUUGCGCGUUAAUAUUAAUUGAAAAAAAAAAAUGAUAGGACGUUAAUCUCCUA